Limulus polyphemus (Atlantic horseshoe crab) is the source of this 918-nucleotide messenger RNA. Its product is annotated as choline kinase alpha-like. Gene Ontology annotation, biological process: CDP-choline pathway; phosphatidylethanolamine biosynthetic process. Gene Ontology annotation, molecular function: ethanolamine kinase activity; choline kinase activity. Bases 67 to 918 code for a protein of 283 amino acids. The transcript is spliced from 9 exons. The record is from RefSeq and is a predicted model, not a curated record. Lineage: Eukaryota; Metazoa; Arthropoda; Merostomata; Xiphosura; Limulidae. Gene Ontology annotation, cellular component: cytoplasm.
CCCAAACCAAGAGAAAAUUCGUUCUUCAGUUCUGGCCCAGUGACGAGAGAUAGUGUCGACAAAGAGAUGAAGGACAAAGCGUAUCAACUUUGUCGAGAUUACCUUAGUGGUUCGUGGAAAAGUAUUUCCAGUAACGAUAUGGUGUUUACUGCAAUAAGUGGAGGCCUUAGUAACUUAUUAUAUCACUGCUCACUUCCGAAGACCCAUACUCCCCUGGUUGGCGAACCUGAUCAAGUCCUGCUGCGCAUGUAUGGCCAGGUGCAUGAUGGACAGGCUGAAGCUAAUAUCACAGAGAGUGCAAUAUUCAUGCUUCUCUCUGAAAGAAAUCUUGGACCAAAGCUUUAUGGGAUUUUCCCUGAAGGAAGGCUUGAAGAAUACAUUCCUGCUAAAGCCAUGACUUGUCAAGAGCUUCAAGACCCUGAUCUAUCAGCUAAAAUAGCCAGAAAACUUGCUCUCAUUCACCAACUUGCAGUGCCUAUUAAUAAAGAACCAACGUGGAUGUUUGAGAAAAUGGAAAGGUGGUUGCAGAAAAUAAGAAAGGAUAUCUGUGUGGAAAAUAUUGAUGUGUCGAAGAGAGAAUAUGCCGAUCACUUGCUUUCACAAAAUCUUGAGAGUGAAUUAAUGUGGUUGAAGCUGUUUCUUCAAAGAGCAGCAUCCCCAGUGGUUUUUUGUCAUAAUGAUCUACAAGAAGGUAAUAUUUUACUGCCUGAAAGACGAAGCGACAAUGAGGAUAAAGUUAUUUUCAUUGACUUUGAAUAUUGCAGUUACAAUUAUAGGGGUUUUGAUAUUGCCAAUCAUUUUCUGGAAUGGUGUUAUGAUUACUCUUUGCCGGAAUACCCACAUUUCACAGCCAAGAUGGAGAACUUUCCCUCACAAGAACAACAGGUUUGUUCAAGUGCACUUUUAUAUUGUAUUUGA